Messenger RNA from Caenorhabditis remanei, 1212 nucleotides. RefSeq lists its product as uncharacterized. The transcript has 4 exons. Gene Ontology annotation, biological process: innate immune response. Gene Ontology annotation, molecular function: protein binding. The record is from RefSeq and is a predicted model, not a curated record. Lineage: Eukaryota; Metazoa; Nematoda; Chromadorea; Rhabditida; Rhabditidae. The coding region runs from base 1 to 1212 and encodes 403 amino acids.
AUGACCCACAUUCUCCAAUACAGUCCCCGUCAAUUUCGUGAUCUUCUUAUCUUAGAAACUAUCCACCAUGUUCCGGUUUUCCGUGCCUAUCAAAAGUAUGCCAGAAAAGUUGGAGAGGAUGCAAUGAGCUAUCAAGACUAUGAGUUUUGGUACAUGAGAUUUCUCAGGGGAGAUUAUAGUAUGGAUUACGAUAGGAGCCAAGACCCGAAAACUCGGUCACUGAUGGAUAUGCCGCUAGAGAUUAUGGAGCAAAUUGCAGGCGGUCUCAACAUUCGUGAAAAAAUGCGCUUGCGAAAAGUGUUCGGAAGCCUUCGAACUUUCAUCGACACGACACCAUCAAAUUUCAUAAAAAUCUUAGUCAGAUUUGAAUCAGAAAGAACAAGACUCUGGUUGGAUGACAGAAACCAGAAGUUGGAUUUACGUCGAUCAGAUAGAGUUGCGGAAUUCGAACAUUUUUCGGUUCUAUAUGAUUCGAAGGCGACAUGGAGUAUGCUCGAGGAGCUUAAGGAUGAUGACUGUCUCGUUCGUGUUCAUAGACAUCGGGAUAAGAUAGUCCCCAAGGCGAUUCACUGGGAAAUGGCUAUGUACAAUAUGUUUUUUGCACUCAAGAAUCAGAAACAAGUGCUGGAAGAGAUUUCCAUUGAGAACAAGUCAUUGGGCAACUUUGAGGAAUUCGAGACAAGAUUGAAGUGUCUGAAACGGAAAAUUCGUGUGAAGAAAGUUAAGAUUAUCACACAUUACUCUAAUGAAGAGAGUAUGAUUUUACCAUACAUCGACCCGGUGACUAUUGAAGAAUUGGAAAUUGAGAUGAAAGACUGGAAAGUCGAAUUGAAAUCAGAAGAGGAUAACAAGGAGAGAAUUCGGAAGAUUAUGGAGACGGAGGUAUGGAAGAAAGCAGAGAAUCGAACUUUGCAUUGCCACUCGAAGAUUGAUUUUCCAUUUGAAUUAUUGAUGGAUUGUCCGAAGUUCAAUCUCAGGUUGGAGCACAGUGCCAGGGAGCGAACGACUAUACUCACCUCACAAGUCCAACAAUGUGUCCAACUGAGCUGUCCAUCUGUUCCGUGGGAAUGGAUUAUGUGUUUACUGGAAAGAGAAUUUGAUGCAAUUGAAAUCAACUCGUUCUUCUAUCAUAUUCCCAUUCCAAAUAGUCAGCAGUACUUUGAGAUCAUGUUGCAUUCGAGAGAUAUCAAAAUCACCAGGGUUGAGAAUUGA